This is a messenger RNA of Monosiga brevicollis MX1, 360 nucleotides long. RefSeq lists its product as uncharacterized. Lineage: Eukaryota; Choanoflagellata; Craspedida; Salpingoecidae. The transcript has 2 exons. The coding region runs from base 1 to 360 and encodes 119 amino acids. The record is from RefSeq and is a predicted model, not a curated record.
AUGUGGUCAUGCGCUCGUGGUGACUGGCGCACUGCCUUUGUGCUAUUGCUGCUGCUUCUUGGUUUGCUGCUCCCAUCGGCGACGGCCGGCCGCAGCCGGAAGGACUGGCCCAACACAGCGCAGAGUGUGGAGCAAUCGCUUCUCCAAGACGCGGAAGCUUUGAAAAGCUCGGUCAAGCGCGACUACGAAAAGUUCUCAGGUGAGAAGGACGACAUGUACAAGCAUCGCGAUGCUAUCCAAGACAUGCUUGAUGAUGCCCAGGCCAACCUCGACUACCUGCGCCAACAAGAGCUUGAACUAAAGGAGAAACAAAACCGCCGCACAAAGCGCAUCCAAGAACGCCUUCACAAGGAACUCUAA